AAAAAUGAAUAUUCGUUCAGCAACAUGUGACGAUCUAAUAAAAAUGCAGCAGUGUAAUUUGUUGUGUCUUCCUGAGAAUUAUCAAUUAAAAUACUACAUGUAUCACGUGCUUUCUUGGCCUCAACUUUCCUAUGUUGCAGCCGAUCACAAAGGUAAUAUUGUUGGCUAUGUUCUCGCAAAAAUGGAAGAGGAGGCAGACGAAGAUCCUCAUGGUCAUGUUACUUCGUUGGCUGUUAAGCGUACGUUCCGUCGACUUGGAAUCGCUCAAAAGUUGAUGGAUCAGGCGGCUCGGGCGAUGAUUGAAGUCUAUAACGCUCGCUAUGUUUAUUUGCACGUCAGACAUACCAAUCGAGCGGCUCUUAGUUUGUACAAGAAUACUUUGCGUUUUGAGAUUUCUGAUUUGGAGCCGAAAUAUUAUGCGGAUGGAGAGGAUGCCUAUUUAAUGAGGCGAUCUUUGGUCCAAUUUGCCAAAGAAAACAAUAUUGCUACAAAUCUUACCGAAAAAUCGUAA
Messenger RNA from Meloidogyne enterolobii, 511 nucleotides. The record is from the annotation of a GenBank genome assembly. Lineage: Eukaryota; Metazoa; Nematoda; Chromadorea; Rhabditida; Meloidogynidae.